This is a messenger RNA of Iphiclides podalirius (scarce swallowtail), 522 nucleotides long. NCBI's taxonomy places the organism in Eukaryota, Metazoa, Arthropoda, Insecta, Lepidoptera, Papilionidae. The record is from the annotation of a GenBank genome assembly.
AUGGCCAAGUUGCUCAUAGCGCUCGCGGCUUUCGGUUUAUCGCAAUGUCAGAGAAUGGAAGGGGUGACUCCAUACGAAUUGGAGCACUUGGACGAUUUGAAAAUUGCGGCCGGCUUCGGCGAUGCGCAGCAUCGGGGCCCCAACUGGUACUCCAUGAGUUCCGAGGAGUCUGAAACCUCACCGGAACACUUUAGCAGUGAGUCGACCAGCUCUGCCUCUACAGAGUCGCGAAGCAGAAGCGAAACUGAAAGUGCCUCCUCGAUAGAAUCCAGCGAAGAAAAGAGAGCAACCCGUGUCUAUCGCACGUGCACACCGUGCGCCCACGACAUGCUGAAGAAACAUACGAAUCUCGGCAUCAAAUGGAUCUGCGGGGCCUACCAGCGCGCGCGGCGCACCUUCAAGAGCGAGUGUAUGAUGCGAUUCAGGAACUGCCAGGAUGGAACUAUGUUCGUAAAGGUGUCGGAUGCCCGCUGCAAGAACGAUACGUAUCACGGACGACAUUGGUUCUACAUCUAUAAAGUU